UUCCGAGGCCUCGGUUUACUUAAGUUACCCUAAUGGUUAAAGGAGUUGGACGAUGUGGGCUCAUAAACCCAGCUCUGCCAUUGACCUGCUGUGUGACCUCAGGAUUGGAACAUCAGCUAAGAUCUGACCACUGCCAACCCACCCCCUCACACCCACAUCGGUCGUGUCUCUGGGCCCCAGAGAGGAAGCAGGUCACGGGGAGCACCAUGAUUUCGCCACUGUUAGUGCUGGCCCUUGGCACCUGCCUUACCACCUCCUUAGUGCCAGAGAAGGAGAAGGACCCCAAAUACUGGCGAGACCAAGCCCAGCAGACUCUGAAGAAUGCCCUGGACCUUCAGAAGCUCAACACCAACGUGGCUAAGAACGUCAUCCUGUUUCUGGGGGAUGGGAUGGGCGUCUCCACGGUGACGGCUGCUCGCAUCCUCAAGGGCCAGCUCCACCACCACCCGGGGGAGGAGACGAGGCUGGAGAUGGACAAAUUCCCUUUCGUGGCCCUGUCCAAGACAUAUAACACCAACGCCCAGGUCCCCGACAGCGCAGGCACUGCCACCGCCUACUUGUGUGGGGUGAAGGCCAACGAGGGCACCGUAGGGGUGAGCGCGGCCACCGAGCGCUCCCGCUGCAACACCACUCAAGGCAACGAGGUCACCUCCAUUCUGCGCUGGGCCAAGGACGCUGGGAAGUCCGUGGGCAUCGUGACCACCACGCGAGUGAACCACGCCACCCCCAGUGCCUCCUACGCCCACUCAGCUGACCGAGACUGGUACUCGGACAACGAGAUGCCCCCAGAGGCCCUGAGCCAGGGCUGCAAGGACAUUGCCUACCAGCUCAUGCACAACGUCAGGGACAUCGAGGUGAUCAUGGGAGGUGGCCGGAAGUACAUGUACCCCAAGAAUAGGACCGACGUGGAGUACGAGAUGGAUGAGAAGUCCAGGGGCACGAGGCUGGAUGGGCUGAACCUCAUUGACGUCUGGAAGAGCUUCAAACCUCGACACCAGCACGCCCACUUCGUCUGGAACCGCACCGAGCUCCUGGCCCUUGACCCCUACACCGUGGACUACCUCUUGGGUCUCUUCGAGCCGGGAGACAUGCAGUACGAGCUGAACAGGAACAAUGUGACAGACCCGUCCCUCUCCGAGAUGGUGGAGGUGGCCCUCACGAUUCUGAAGAAGAACCCCAAAGGCUUCUUUUUGCUGGUGGAAGGAGGCAGGAUCGACCACGGACACCACGAAGGCAAAGCCAAGCAGGCACUGCACGAGGCGGUGGAGAUGGACCGGGCAAUCGGACAGGCAGGUGCCAUGACCUCCCUGGAAGACACGCUGACCGUGGUCACUGCUGACCACUCCCACGUCUUCACCUUUGGUGGAUACACCCCCCGUGGCAACUCUAUCUUUGGCUUGGCUCCCAUGGUGAGCGACACGGACAAGAAGCCCUUCACCGCCAUCCUCUAUGGAAACGGGCCUGGCUACAAGGUCGUGGGCGGUGAGCGAGAAAAUGUCUCCAUGGUCGACUACGCUCACAACAACUACCAGGCCCAGUCGGCCGUGCCCCUGCGCCACGAGACCCACGGCGGGGAGGACGUGGCUGUCUUCGCCAAGGGCCCCAUGGCGCACCUGCUGCACGGCGUCCAUGAGCAGAACUACAUCCCCCACGUGAUGGCCUACGCGGCCUGCAUCGGGGCCAACCUGGACCACUGUGCCCAGGGCAGCACGGCGGGCAGCCCCGCCCCGGGGCCCCUGCUGCUCCUGCUGGCCCUGCUGCCCCUGAGCAGCCUGUUCUGAGGGUCCCGGCCCCGGGUACCCACAAGUCCACGACCAGUGGCUGGCCUUGCACUCCCGGGGCUGCCCGCUGUCCGGCAGCCCACACCUCAAGGGCCAGGGAGGCCGAGGCUGGGAAGGGGACCCAGGAAACCAAAGCCCGCCGCCUGCCUGCUCCUCCCUGGACUCCACCACAAGGACCAGACCGGUUCCUGGCCUCCGGCCUAUGCUCCCUCCCCUUGCCCUUUGGCCAACAGGGUAGGUCUCUUUUGGACAGGCAGAGAGCACAGACUGCAGGAAUCUCAAAGCGUCUUAUUUUUCUAGCAAACAUACUCCAGACCCAGAGGCUCCGCAGCCUCCAAGAACAUUGAGAGUCUGACCCACUCCCAUCUCCUUCCCCUGGAGUUCACCAGGCCCUUCCAUGCCCGUGUCCUGGUCCCCAAGCCUAGAUCCCUGCAAGGGAGACCAGGUCCCUUUUCUCACUCCAAGGCCACCCAGGUGCCCAGCAAGCAGCUCCAGGGACAGGCCUCCAGCUCCGUGGGGCUGGGGCCGGAGGACAGUCUGUCGGGAUCCGCUCCCCGGCUCCACACAUGCCAGCUCCUCUCUGAAGUGACUCUGCUGUUUGGAGCAGCAAAAAGAACUUUCUCUUUUUUUGGUGUUGGUUUAAAGGGAACACGAGACAUUUAAAUAAAACUUUCCAAAUAUUUCUGAGGA
This is a messenger RNA of Tupaia belangeri chinensis (Chinese tree shrew), 2471 nucleotides long. RefSeq names its product alkaline phosphatase, biomineralization associated (gene ALPL). Gene Ontology annotation, molecular function: alkaline phosphatase activity. Lineage: Eukaryota; Metazoa; Chordata; Mammalia; Scandentia; Tupaiidae. The transcript is spliced from 13 exons. Gene Ontology annotation, biological process: dephosphorylation. Gene Ontology annotation, cellular component: plasma membrane. The coding region runs from base 33 to 1781 and encodes 582 amino acids. The record is from RefSeq and is a predicted model, not a curated record.